Molecule: messenger RNA, 1235 nt
Organism: Camponotus floridanus (Florida carpenter ant)
Lineage: Eukaryota; Metazoa; Arthropoda; Insecta; Hymenoptera; Formicidae
Gene: Coq5
Product: 2-methoxy-6-polyprenyl-1,4-benzoquinol methylase, mitochondrial
Exons: 6
Coding region: 362-1159 (265 amino acids)
Biological process (GO): ubiquinone biosynthetic process
Molecular function (GO): methyltransferase activity
Source: RefSeq, a predicted model, not a curated record
CCCCCGAUAUUGCUUUCUCUUUUUAAAUGUUUGCUUCAAUGGCUAGCACAGCAUGCGCAGUCUAGUUAUAUACGUCUAUGGUCCUCGCUAACUGGAAAACGCCCAAUCUCAUUGUAGACGACGUUUUAGACCGGGUCUACAAUAGACAAUUUAAGAUCUAAGCUUUAAGAAAUUGACCAAUCACAGUUGAAUAUGAAGAGAAUAUUCGACUGUGAUUGGCCAAUUUCUUAAGGCUUAGGGCUUAAAUUAUCUAUUGUAGACCCAGCCUUAUUGUUGACGGUGAUCAAUCGAGAUAUUUUUGAUAUUUCUUAGCUGAUUGUUUUGAAUUUUUUGAAUUGCAUCCACACUCUGUACAUAAAAUAUGGCCUAUAAAAAUCUUUGCAUAAGUAUUAUGAAAGAAAAUCGAAUGCUGGAUAGAUAUCUAAAAACUGUUAUAACCAAAUGCAACUAUUCAAAAACGACGAACUUCGAAUCUUCGGAGAAUAAUGAGAAAACGACGCAUUUCGGUUUCCAAACGAUCAAGGAAAGUGAAAAAACGAACGAAGUAUAUACUGUAUUUGAAAAUGUUGCCAAUUAUUACGACAUAAUGAAUGAUACAAUGAGUAUGGGUAUCCAUCGCAUUUGGAAAGAUAUCUUUAUACAAGAAUUAGGACCAACUCAUGGUACCCAUCUCUUGGAUUCUGCUGGUGGCACAGAUGUUGGUAAAGAACGGGCAAAUAGAUUAGGCUUGUCGCAGGAUACUAAUUGCAGUAUUACUUGGAAGCAAGAGAAUGCAGAAAAUUUCUCCUUUCCCGAGGAAUCUUUCACCGCUUAUACCAUAGCGUUUGGAAUAAGAAACAUAACAUAUGCUGACAAGGUACUGUCUGAAGCAUACAGAGUUUUACAACCAGGAGGAAGAUUCUUGUGCCUAGAAUUUAGCCAUAUCAAUAAUGGAGCUUUACAAUGGUUGUAUGAUCAAUAUUCUUUUCAAAUAAUACCUGUGAUGGGACAUUUAAUCACAGGACAGUGGAAAGCUUAUCAGUAUCUUGUAGAAAGCAUAAGAAGAUUUCCAAAACAAGAAGAUUUCAAAGAUAUGAUCCAGACUGCUGGAUUUAGAAAUGUGACUUAUAAAAAUCUUACUUAUGGCAUGGUAGCUAUCCAUUCAGGUUUUAAAUUAUAAAUAAGAUGGUUUGUAAAUAAAAUAAAAAAAAUAAUUUUGAAAAACAAAAAUAAAAUAUUAUAAUAUAUCAAAGAAC